This is a messenger RNA of Chrysochloris asiatica (Cape golden mole), 423 nucleotides long. It is a transcript of the gene TMEM107, whose product is annotated as transmembrane protein 107. The coding region runs from base 1 to 423 and encodes 140 amino acids. Gene Ontology annotation, biological process: non-motile cilium assembly; protein localization to ciliary transition zone. Gene Ontology annotation, cellular component: MKS complex. Lineage: Eukaryota; Metazoa; Chordata; Mammalia; Afrosoricida; Chrysochloridae. The transcript is spliced from 5 exons. The record is from RefSeq and is a predicted model, not a curated record.
AUGGGCCGGGUCUCGGGACUCGUGCCCUCUCGCUUCCUGACUCUCUUGGCACAUCUGGUGGUCGUCAUCACUUUAUUCUGGUCGCGGGACAGCAACAUCCAGGCAUGCCUGCCUCUCACCUUCACUCCCGAGGAGUACGAGAAAAAGGAUAUUCAACUGGUGGCAGCUCUCUCUGUCACCUUGGGCCUCUUUGCAGUGGAAUUGGCCGGUUUCUUCUCAGGAGUGUCCAUGUUCAACUGCACCCAGAGCCUCAUCUCCAUUGGGGCACACUGUAGUGCAUCCGUGGCCCUAUCCUUCUUCAUAUUCGAACGUUGGGAGUGUACCACAUACUGGUACAUUUUUGUCUUCUGCAGUGCCCUCCCAGCUGUCACUGAAUUGGCAUUAUUCAUCGCUGUGUUUGGACUGAAAAAGAAACCUUUGUGA